This is a messenger RNA of Fusarium sp. VM40, 1467 nucleotides long. The record is from the annotation of a GenBank genome assembly. Lineage: Eukaryota; Fungi; Ascomycota; Sordariomycetes; Hypocreales; Nectriaceae.
AUGAGCGUUGAGGACAAGACAGCAAAGACUCAGCCUGAGAUGGCGCACCCGGAGCACCAUCGGCCUGCUUCCGUCCGGGGUGCUGACGGCGACGAGAUCAACACUGCCAACGAUGGCGGCGACAUCAUGGAGUACUCCAAGGAGCAUUCCGACGAGCCGGUGCAGAACAUCUUCAAUCAAGGCGGCGAGAACUACAGAACCCUGAGCAAAUGGGAUACCGUCUUUGUCCUACUUACCAACCAGAUCGGCUUGGGAGUCUUGUCACUACCUGGCUGUCUUAGAGUCCUCGGUGUCGUCCCCGGUGUCAUUGCCAUUAUUGGUCUCGGUUCACUCUCUGCCUACACUGCCUACGAACUCCUCCAAUUCUACAGAAAAUACCCUCAUGUCGUUAACGUCGUCGAUAUGUGCGGUAUCAUUGGCGGUCGACCACUUGAGGUCAUUGCGGGUAUCGGUUUGAUGAUCAAGGUUAUGAUGACCUGCGCAUCGGCCAGUGUAACAUUAUCGGUCGCCUUCAACACCCUCAGCCAUCACGCAUUCUGCACUGUUAGCUUCGUCGUCAUUGCUGUCGUCGCCUCCUGGGUCCUGUGUCUACCCCGAACUGUCAAAUUCGUCUCCCAAUCCGGCAUCCCCUCCACCCUCAGCAUUCUGGGCGCCGCAUUAAUCGUCAUGAUUAGCUUGGGUGUCGCUGCACCUUCUCAGGCUCCACCCGGCUGGGAGAAAGAAAUCCAAGUCGUCGGCAACCCGACUUUCCGCCAGGGAGUCAACGCCUGUCUCAAGAUCUGCUACGCCUACGCCGGCAACAUUGGCUUCGUUUCCUACAUGGCCGAGAUGAAGAACCCCAGCAGAGAUUUCCCCCACGCUCUGGCUUGCCUUGAAGUGUUCUCUAUCACACUUUACACGAUCGUCGCUGUUGUGAUCUACUGCCUUGCCGGCGAGUACACCACCUCUCCCGCCCUUGGAUCCGCACCUCGAGUUCCCGCUAUGGCAGCUUACGGAGUCGUUUUGCCUUGCGUCUUCGCCACCUGUAUCAGCUUCGCGCAUGUUGGCUGCAAGUAUAUGUACGUUGUCGCGAUGCGAACGAUAAAAGCCACCCACCAAGUCACCGACCGAAGUGUCAAAUCCUGGAGCGUCUGGGUCCUCUGCGUCACCCUCUACUGGAUUGUCGUGUUUCUUAUCUCCAACGCUAUCCCUAUCUUUGACUCAAUUCUGUCUAUUUCUUCUGCGACAACAAUCGCCUGGUUCACUUUUGGUCUCAGUGCAAUCUUCUGGUUCCACAUCAACAAGGGGCAGUAUACUAAGAACUGGAAAAAGAUGGCCUUGUGUGUUGUCAACGGUCUCCUGAUUGUUCAAUCACUCUUCAUGAAUGGUGGAGGACUGUGGUCUUCUAUUACUGAGUUACUGGAUAUCUUUGAGAAUGAUCAAAGCUCUAUCCGUGGCGUCUUCUCAUGUGGCGACAACUCUAUUUAG